Messenger RNA from Iphiclides podalirius (scarce swallowtail), 702 nucleotides. Lineage: Eukaryota; Metazoa; Arthropoda; Insecta; Lepidoptera; Papilionidae. The record is from the annotation of a GenBank genome assembly.
AUGGAAAAAUUGCAUGGCAAAUUAACUUCAAGUUGCUAUAAGAGGUAUCCUGGUCAAAUUGAAGUGUAUCACAACAUAGUCAAAGAUAUAAAAACAUACAAUGUUUCUGUUGUUCCCUCAAAAAUUUUACCAGCCUCUCUACAUUUGAUAGAUGAUUAUAUUGUUGAAAACAAAUUGAAAGGGUUGGAAUGUUGCCUUUCUGUGUUAAAUUGUUUGAAUGAGGAACAUUUUCAUGAAGGGAAUUAUUAUGAAGUCAUAUACUUGACUCUAAAAAAAGUCAUGUCUGAGAAGGACAUUCAAGUAACUAAUCUUGCAUUCCAGUGCUUGACAGCUUUAUAUGAUAAUAUCCCAACAGCUGAUAAGCACAAGAAAUUAGAUGAUAUGUUUGCCACUGUACUUGAUGAACUUUAUAUGGAAUCAAACUUGUAUAGGAAAUCUGAAUGCUUGAAAUUCACUAGAACUAUAAUAUCAAUCCAUAAAGUAAACUGUGCUAACAGCAGCAUUUUUCAAACUAUCAUAGCUGAUAAUUUAGACUUAUGUUGCAAUGAAGCAGUUAGCGAAAUACUUCUGCAUAUUACCUUAUUGACACUGAAGGAAUGGAUAAAGUAUUGUUGGUGUAUUUGGGAAUUUUCUGCAGGACAAAAAAUUCUUUCCAAUUUAUUGAAAAUAUUAUACUGCUGUAAUGAUGUAUUGUUCCUUGAA